This is a messenger RNA of Patella vulgata (common limpet), 13003 nucleotides long. Its product is annotated as dynein axonemal heavy chain 1. Bases 24 to 12653 code for a protein of 4209 amino acids. Gene Ontology annotation, cellular component: dynein complex. Gene Ontology annotation, biological process: microtubule-based movement. Lineage: Eukaryota; Metazoa; Mollusca; Gastropoda; Patellidae. Gene Ontology annotation, molecular function: dynein light intermediate chain binding; minus-end-directed microtubule motor activity; dynein intermediate chain binding. The transcript has 77 exons. The record is from RefSeq and is a predicted model, not a curated record.
AUAAACAUCAAUAAAAAGUCAAUAUGGCUUCCAGACCACUUCCAAAUACUUCCCAUGGGAGGUCAUUUUCAGCCAAUCGAAGUAAUGGAAGUACAGCAGCUAAAUCAACCCGGAAUGGUCAGAUGUAUCCAGUUAUUAAACAGAGGGGAUAUUAUUCUGAUAUUAUAAGUAGUGAAGAUCCACCAGAAAGAUUGGAGGACAUUUUAAGUGGUCCUGAGACUUUACAGGGUACACUAUGGAAAGUUAAAACCGAGAAACACACUCCUUUAGUAACAACAUUUAAAGUUCCCACAACAGAAGUUUUGGAGAAAGAAUUAGAAGAACAUGUAUAUGGACCAAGUACCGAGUUAACUACUGUAACUGAUUUCUCAUUGAAAGCCUCCGAGCCAAAAGUCCAGCUCCCUUUUUACACUCAACCUGGUGAUUGUCCACGUAAAAUAGAGAUUGAGAGGAGAAGACGCCAUUAUGCCCAACUUGAUUUGAAAGAACUAUUAGAAGAACUGAAUAUUUCCACAGAUCAAUUAAUGCCAAGACAAAUAGUGAACAACAAUGUUAUUUUAAAUCAAGAAGAAGGUGAGGCAGCACCCUUUCCACCCUAUUUACCUCUAGACAUAUUUGAUGAUGAAGAAUAUGAUUGUAGAACACCAGAUGAAUGGAUUAAACUUGGACAAACUAAUGGAACCAGAAAACCUGUGCCUGGAAAGGCACUAUUACCAACAUUGGACAGUGAUGCGAAAAAAGAUCCAACUGAUCCGUCUAUUGUGUAUGACUGGUUUAAAGUGGGUGUAUUAGAUUAUGACUUCAAAACAAAACAAUACCUUGUACAAAAACUUGAUACUGAUGGCCGUGUUUCAAAUACAGUUGCGACACCAGAAAAAGGUGAGAGACCUGCUGCAAAUAAUCAGUCAUGGAUUCCAAGAAUCCGCUUGGUGUUCAGUGCGGAAGAUCCACGGUUAUUUGCCAGACGUCUAGCCACUGCAUUUGAAGAACGUAAGAAAUGUGAAGCAGAAUUGCGAUAUAAUUUGUAUAUAGAUUGUAUGCCUAUGGAUGGUGUAGGAGAAUUGGAUCAAGCCUCACUUAAACGAAUGAUAGAAUGGGCUAAAGGUGCACCAGGGUUAUCUAAAGACAAAAAUCUUGAAGAUUAUGUUCAAGUUUUAGAGAAAGAAGUGAACAUAGAUUUCUGUCGUUCAAUGAACAGAAUAAUAUUUGAACUUACCGUAGAUCAAGAUCCCGAGACAUUUGCAUUUGUCAGUGUACCUCCACCAGAUAUACAAGAAAUUCCAGAAAAAGCAUGUUGUAUGGAUGUACCAGAAUAUACAUUUGAUGAACAGUAUGACAGUUUUGCGUUUAAUUCUAUAUUAACACGAGAAGAAAGUAUACAAGCUACCGAGAGAGUACGAACAGAUUGUAAUAAAGUAUCUGGAAUGUCAUUAUUUCACAUACCUACAGCUAAGGCUAUGAGAUUAGAAGAAUUUGAACAAACACAAUCUCAAGCAACUUCACAGGUAUCACUGUUCCUGAAAGAUAGUUGGAUAACUAAUCUAAGAAAUCACAUUAGAACUGCAUUACGUGAUGUUGUUAAAGGAUGGUUUAACAUUCAUGAAACAAACUGGGAAGUUUAUCAAAUAUCUAAAUUAAAGAAAUUUAUGGAAAUGGUGAAGUUUAUUAUGCAGGAUACCUUGAGGUUUUUGGUUCAAGAUUCUGUACAGAGUUUUACUCAGAUGGUGAUUGAUGCCUGUCACACAACUUUACAACUACAAGAUGAUUUUGUUUGGGGAGAUGAUGUCAUGAAGAGUGUUUACAGACCGAAGAAGAAUGCCUUGUUUCUAGUAGAUUUAACUAUGGAUACCCAGGGUGUACAUUAUAGUACUAACUUAAAUUCAUUUGAAAUAACUCUUGUAUCAUUGUUUGAUAAAGGUAUACAUUCAACACAGAAUGUACCACAAUUAGAAAAGUAUAUAUUAGAAGAUAUUUUCUGGUCAGGUACACCAUUAUUAGAAUCUGUUGGAGAACAUGAACCACCUAUAGAAAUAUUACGAGAUACAGUACGAUCAUCUAUUAGACAAGCUCUUAUACCUAUGAAAGCUUAUGCUAGAGAAUACGAAAAGUACCUGGAACUAAUGAAUAUGGAUAUAAAUGUCUAUGUCAAAAACUAUGAAGCCCAGAAUCAUACAGCUGCUGAGGUUAAAAGUGAGGUAGAGAUGCAUCUUGAAGAAAAAGAGAAAAUAGAACAGUCCUUACCAAGCCGUAUAUCUAUAGGACCAUUUGAAAUCAAUACUGAUACUAUUCGUCAGGCUCUAGCUAAGAAGCGUAAAGCACUAGCUAAUGCUGUAUUGGAAUUAUUAGCUAGACAGCUACGUAAACAAGCUGAUGAUGCAUGUGAAGAAUUUAAAGCCAUAAGUCGAAAACUGUAUGAAAAACCAAACUGUAUAGAAGAAUUGUCUGAAAUUAGGGAAUGGAUGAAAGGAAUUCCAGAGAAACUUAAAGAACAUACGGAAUUAAUUGAUAAAGCUAUGAGUGAUUAUGAACUGAUUGAAGAGUUUUAUUAUAACUUGCCAACAGAUGACUUUAAUGCCAAAUGGACAACUGUUGGAUGGCCUCAUAAGAUUGAACGUCAAAUGGAACAAACCUAUCUCCAGCUAGAGGCAGAUGAAGAACGAUUCCGUAAAUUACAAUCCUCAGAUCAAACUAACUUUGAAGAUAGGAUGGACAACCUUCAGAUGGUUGUGGCUGGUAUGGCUGCCUACACUGAUAUAACCAAGGCUACUGAAAUAGCCAAUGAGGUACGACGAGUACAUAAGCAACUGAAGGAAGCCCAAACAAUGUCUUCUGUUUAUAAUAAUCGUGAAAGAUUGUUUGGCAUGCCAACUACUAGUUAUGAUAAACUGUCAAGACUUGCCAAGGACUUUGAGCCUUUCCGAAAUCUUUGGAUCACUGUGUCUGAAUGGCAACGUUGGCAUGAAAGCUGGAUGAAUGAUCCACUGUCUGCUAUUAAUGCUGAAGAAGUAGAGAAAAAUGUGAAUGAAUCUUAUAAAACGAUGCACAAAUCUGUGAAGAUCUUCCAAGACAUUCCCAGUGUUCAACUAGUUCCUACAGAGAUAAAACAAGCUAUAGAAGAAUUUAAACCAUUUAUACCACUGAUUCAAGGUUUACGUAAUCCUGGUAUGAGAAACAGACAUUGGGAACAGCUAUCUGAGGAUCUGGGAUUCCCAGUAAGACCAAAAGCUAAUCUGACAUUUUCUAAAUGUCUAGAGAUGAAACUACAGGAUCAUAUUACUGUCAUAGCAAAGGUAGCAGAAGUGGCAGGAAAAGAAUAUUCUAUUGAAAAUGCUUUAGAUAAAAUGGAGAAAGAAUGGGAACCUGUUAGUUUUGAGAUUAUGCCAUAUAAAGAUACAGGAACGUUUAUUUUACGUAGCUCAGAAGACACAUCACAGCUAUUAGAUGAUCAUAUUGUAAUGACACAGAGUAUGUCUUUCUCUCCAUAUAAAAAACCUUUUGAAGAGAGAAUCAGUAGCUGGGAGAGUAAAUUACGAACAACUCAGGAUGUGUUGGAUGAAUGGCUACAGUGCCAGAGAGCAUGGCUGUACCUGGAACCUAUUUUCAGUUCCGAAGACAUUAAUCGACAACUACCCGUAGAGAGUAAACGUUAUCAAACUAUGGAGAGAAUCUGGAGAAAGAUCAUGAAAACAGCUAAAGAAAAUCCACAGGUCAUCUCCUUGUGUCCUGAUAAUCGACUAUUGGAUAAUUUACGAGAAUGUAAUAAAUUAUUAGAACAAGUACAGAAGGGAUUGAGUGAAUACCUGGAAACGAAACGUAACUCUUUCCCACGAUUUUACUUUUUGUCUGAUGAUGAACUAUUAGAGAUCCUGUCCCAGACUAAAGAUCCUACAGCUGUACAACCCCAUCUUAAAAAAUGCUUUGAAAACAUUGCUAAGCUUAAAUUUGAGGAUGAUUUACGAAUCAGUAAGAUGUUUUCUGGAGAAGGUGAAGAUGUUGAAUUACGUGAGAAACUAUAUCCAACUGGUAACGUAGAAGACUGGAUGUUGGAGAUUGAACGUAUCAUGAGAGAAAGUUUAAGAUUGAUUAUCAAGGAAGCUUUAGUUAACUAUACAGAAAUUCCUAGAACAGAAUGGGUUCUUAACUGGCCUGGUCAGGUGGUCAUUGCUGGAUGUCAGACUCACUGGAGUACAGAAGUUACAAAAGCUUUAGAAGAAAAUAAUCUCAAGGAAUUGUUCCAGCAUUUAUUAUCUCAAUUAGAUGAUUUACGAAAUUUGGUUCGUCAGGAUAUUAGUAGAAUUGGAAGAAUGACAUUGUCUGCUUUAAUUGUAGUGGAAGUACACGCUAGAGAUGUUGUUAGUAAGAUGGUAACAGAGGAAGUUUCUGGUGCCAAUGAUUUUGAAUGGAUCAGUCAGUUGAGAUAUUACUGGUUAGAAGAUGAGAAUCUAUAUACCCGUGCUGUAAAUGCUCAGUUUAAGUAUGGUUAUGAAUAUCUAGGUAAUACUAGUAGAUUGGUUAUAACACCAUUAACAGAUAGAUGUUAUCUUACAUUAACUGGUGCUCUUCAUCUUAAAUUUGGUGGUGCACCUGCUGGACCUGCUGGUACCGGUAAAACAGAGACUACAAAGGAUUUGGCUAAAGCUAUGGCCAUUCAAUGUGUUGUGUUUAAUUGUUCAGAUCAACUGGAUUUCAUGGCCAUGGGAAAGUUUUUGAAGGGUCUUGCCAGCUCUGGAGCAUGGGCAUGUUUCGAUGAGUUUAAUCGUAUUGAUAUUGAGGUGUUGUCUGUUGUGGCUCAGCAAAUUACUACUAUACAAAAAGCCCAACAAAAUAGGGUUGAUAGAUUUAUAUUUGAAGGCGUUGAAUUAAAUCUGAAACCAUCAUGUGCUGUAUUUAUUACUAUGAACCCUGGUUAUGCUGGACGUACAGAAUUACCUGAUAAUCUCAAGGCCUUGUUCCGUCCAGUUGCUAUGAUGGUACCAGAUUAUGCCUUGAUUGCAGAAAUCAGUUUAUUCUCUUUUGGAUUUUCGGAUGCUAAAAAAUUAGCUAAGAAAAUUGUCACAACAUUCAAACUGUCAUCUGAACAGCUGAGUUCCCAGGAUCAUUACGAUUUUGGUAUGAGAGCUGUAAAGAGUGUUAUCUCAGCUGCUGGUAAUUUAAAGAGACAAUAUUCCGAUAUGGAUGAGGAACUGAUUGCUCUGAGAGCUAUCCGUGAUGUUAAUGUACCUAAAUUUUUGAUAGAUGAUUUGAAAUUAUUUAAUGGUAUUGUGUCUGAUCUGUUCCCGGAUACCAAAGAACAACCUAUUGAUUAUGGAGUAUUAGAUACAUCAUUACGAAAAACCUGUCUUAAACUUGGUAUUAAAGAUGUACCUGGAUUUAUCAAGAAAUGUAUUCAGUUAUAUGAAACCACCGUUGUACGACAUGGUCUUAUGUUGGUAGGACCAACUGCUUCUGGCAAAACAAAGUGUUACGAAGUUUUACAACAUGCUAUGAGUGCCCUGAAAGGUCAAAUGUCACCAUCAGGAGAAGAAUUUGUACCAGUACAUUCAUACGUACUUAAUCCAAAAUCUAUCACCAUGGGACAACUUUAUGGUGAAUUUGAUGCUCUCACUCAUGAAUGGACUGAUGGUAUUUUGUCGACAUUGAUACGAGGUGGUUGUUCAGCUACUGAUAGUGAUAAACGUUGGUAUGUAUUUGAUGGACCUGUAGAUGCUGUCUGGAUUGAAAACAUGAACACUGUAUUAGAUGACAACAAGAAACUGUGCCUCAGUUCUGGUGAAAUUAUCAAAUUGACAGACUAUAUGACUAUGAUGUUUGAGGUAGCUGAUUUGGCUGUAGCAUCACCAGCUACUGUUAGUAGAUGUGGUAUGGUAUAUUUAGAACCUAGUUAUAUAGGAUUAGAACCAUUAGUUGAUUGUUGGUUAAAGAAACUACCUGAUACAAUAUAUGACUAUAAAGAUCAAUUAAAGACAUUGUUUGAUACAUAUAUGGAGCCUUCAGUAGACUUUGUACGAAGUCAUGUUAAAGAAAUAGUGGGUACUGUUGAUGCUAAUUUAACAUUUAGUUUAUUGAAAAUGGUAGAAUGUUUCUUUUCUCCAUUUAUACCUAAGGAGGGUGGUUUAGCUGAAGAAGGUGGCAUGGGAGGAGAGAAACCAAUACCUGAAGAGCGAUUAGCUAGAAUUGCUGAACUUAUUGAACCCUGGUUUUUCUUCUCACUGGUUUGGAGUAUUGGGGCAACAGGAGAUAACUCUAGCCGAUCCAAGUUCUCUGUUUGGCUAAGGGAAAAAAUGUCUGAAGAAAAGGUUCAGAUGCAGUUCCCUGCCGCUGGUCUAGUAUAUGAUUAUGUAUUAGAUGAUGCUGGUAUUAGUUCAACUAACACUGAUGAUAUGGAAGAAGACGAUGCCGGCUCUAAAGAAGUUAGAUGGAGAAGUUGGUUUCAUGGACAGCCAGAGUAUUCUAUUAGUCCUGAUAUGAGAUAUUCUGAUAUUAUUGUACCUACAAUAGAUACUAUUAGAAGUGCUUAUAUACUAGAAUUAUUACUUACCAAUAAAAAACAGGUUCUAAGUAUUGGUCCAACUGGUACUGGUAAAACCCUGACUAUAGCAGAUAAAUUAUCUAGGAACAUGCCAAAAGAAUAUAUUCCUGAUCUGAUUGUUUUCUCCGCUAAAACUAGUGCCAACCAAACGCAGGAUCUUAUUGAUGGUAAACUAGAUAAAAGACGUAAGGGUGUAUUUGGACCACCGCUAGGCAAAUAUUUCAUAUUUUUUAUUGAUGAUCUAAACAUGCCGGCUCUUGAAGUGUAUGGUGCUCAACCACCAAUAGAACUUAUACGUCAAUGGACAGACUUUAAGGGAUGGUAUGACAGAAAAGCAAUUGGAGAUUUCCGUCAGUUGGUGGAUGUUAAUUUUGUAUGUGCCAUGGGACCACCUGGUGGUGGAAGAAAUCCAGUUACAGCUCGACUUCUGCGGCAUUUUAACUUUGUCACAUUCACAGAAAUGGAAGAUUCAAGCAAGAAAACCAUUUUUGGUGCCAUUUUAAAAUCCUGGAUAGAUCAGAAUAGUAAUUUAAAAGAACAUUGUGAGAAAAUGGUAGAUACAUGUAUAUCUGUAUAUAAUACUAUAACAACACAACUAUUACCUACACCAGCUAAAAGUCAUUAUACAUUUAACUUGAGAGAUUUAUCUAAAGUAUUUCAAGGUAUAUUAAUGGCUGAACCAAGUAAAACUGAGGCAUUGCCAGAUCUAUUGAGAUUGUGGUACCAUGAAAAUUGUCGCAUUUUCCAAGAUCGUUUAGUAAAUGAUGAAGAUCGUCUUUGGUUUGAAGGUCUUCUGAAAGAGAAGAUGAAAAGUGAUUUUGACAUGGAAUUUGAAGAUGUUGUCAAAACUCAGCCUGUUUUGUUUGGCGAUUUUAUGAUAACUUCAUCAGAUAUCAGACCUUACUUGGAAAUUGAAGAUCACGAAAAAUUGGUGAAGGUGUUAGAAGAUUAUCUUGAGGAUUAUAAUCAGAUUACCACAGCUCAGAUGAAACUGGUAUUAUUUAUGGAUGCUGUCAAACAUGUUUGUCGUAUUAGUCGAGUUAUACGUCAGCCUCUUGGUAAUGCUCUGUUACUUGGGAUGGGAGGCAGUGGACGUCAGAGUUUAACAAGAUUAGCAGCACACAUGUCUGAAUUUGAUUGUUUUCAAAUUGAACUGUCUAAGAAUUAUGGUGUAGCUGAAUGGAGAGAAGAUUUAAAGAAUGUUAUGAUGAAAGCUGGGUUAGAAAGUAAACCUAUGGUGUUUUUAUUCAGUGAUACUCAGAUAAAGGCAGACUCCUUCUUAGAAGAUAUCAACAAUAUAUUAAACUCUGGUGAUGUACCUAAUAUAUAUGGUUUUGAUGAAUUAGAUCAGAUUUAUACAGCUAUGAAACCCAUUGUAAUGGAUUCUGGUCUACAAGCUACUAAAACUAAUUUAUUCUCAGCUUAUACGAAGAGAGUUCGUAGUAAUUUACAUACAGUUAUAACUAUGAGUCCUAUAGGAGAAGUAUUCCGUGCCAGAUUACGUCAGUUUCCAGCUUUAGUUAAUUGUUGUACUAUAGAUUGGUUCAGUGAAUGGCCUAAAGAUGCUCUUCAAUCGGUAGCGAUGAGAUUCCUCAAUGAUAUUACUGAUUUAGACGCAUCUGAUGAAGUCAUGACUGGUUUGGUCAAUAUGUGUCAAGCUAUUCACCAAUCGGUCGCUAGAAAUUCUGAACGCUUCCUUGCAGAGUUAUCUCGACAUAAUUAUGUAACACCAACAAGUUACCUGGAGUUACUGGGUAUUUUCUCUAAUCUUGUUGGAAUGAAGAAAUCUGAAUUAAAUCUGGCAAGAAACAGACUUAAAACUGGUCUGGAUAAGUUAUUGACAACAGCAGAUGAAGUAAAGAAAUUACAAGAAGAACUCGCUACAAUGAGACCAUUAUUAGAGGAAGCUGUUAAAGAAUCAAUUAGUACAAUGGAGAAAAUUUCUGUUGAUACGGCUGUUGCCGAAGAAACUAAAGCUAUUGUACAGAAAGAAGAAGCAGCAGCUACUAUUAAAGCUGAAGAAACAAGAACAAUAGCUGAUGAUGCUCAAAAAGAUCUCAAUGAAGCUUUACCUGCUCUCGAUGCUGCUUUGACAAGUUUAAAAUCGCUGAAUAAGAAUGAUAUUGUUGAAGUGAGAGCACUACAAAGACCACCAGAAGGUGUACGCCUGGUAAUAGAAGCUGCUUGUAUCAUGAAGGGAAUCAAACCAAAGAAAAUAGCAGGAGAAAAGCCUGGUCAGAAGAUUGAUGAUUAUUGGGAUGUUGGUAAAGCUGCUAUUCAGGAUCCAAUCAAAUUCUUGGAAUCUCUGUUUAAAUUUGAUAAAGACAAUAUACCUGAUGAUGUCAUCAAGAAAAUCCAACCAUAUAUUGAUAAUGAUGCUUUUAUGCCAGAAAAUAUUGCCAAGGUAUCUAAAGCUUGUACAUCUAUCUGUCAGUGGUGUCGAGCUAUGCACAAAUAUCACUUUAUCGCUAAAGGUGUGGCACCUAAACGUGAAAAACUACGAAUAGCCACAGCUGAUUUAGAGGAAACACAGAGAAUGUUAGAUGAAGCUAAAGGUAGAUUGCAAGAAGUAGAAGAAGGUAUCGCAACGUUACAAGCUAAAUAUGAAGACUGUGUUCGCAAGAAGGAAGAACUGGAGAAUAAAUGUGAACAAUGUGAAGGUCGUCUAGGUCGAGCCGAUCAGUUGAUUGGUGGUUUAGCAGAUGAGAAAGAUAGAUGGAGAGAAUCUGUAGAUAGAUUAGAGAAGAUUGUAGAUAAUAUAGUAGGAGAUGUAUUAAUAUCAUCAGCUUAUAUAGCUUAUCUAGGUCCUUUUACGGGUGAAUACCGAAUAAGAAUGCAAUGUGAAUGGGUGGUGUCAUUAGAUGAACAUAAAGUACCUCGAACAGAUGAUCCUAAUUUAACUAGUACCAUGAGUGAUCCUGUUAAAAUACGGGCUUGGCAGAUAGCUGGCCUACCUAAAGAUAGUUUAUCAGUAGAAAAUGGUGUAAUUAUACAGUUCUCUAGAAGAUGGCCUCUCUUUAUUGAUCCUCAAGGCCAAGCUAAUAAAUGGGUUAAAAAUAUGGAAAAAGAUAAUGGUUUAGAUGUGAUCAAAUUAUCUGAUCGUGAUUUUUUGAGAAGUUUAGAGAAUGCUGUAAGAUUUGGUAAACCUUGUUUAUUAGAGAAUGUUGGUGUUGAGUUAGAUCCAGCUCUAGAACCAAUCUUACUUAGACAGACAUUUAAACAACAAGGUAGUACUGUAAUAAAACUAGGAGAUGCUGUUAUACCAUAUCAUGAUGACUUUAAGUUUUAUAUAACUACUAAAUUACCUAAUCCACAUUAUACACCUGAAGUUUCUACUAAAGUUACUAUAGUUAACUUUACACUAUCACCAAGUGGUUUAGAAGAUCAGUUACUGGGUACCGUUGUAGCAGAAGAACGACCUGAUUUAGAGGAAGCUAAGAACCAAUUGAUUAUCAGUAAUGCCAAGAUGAAGCAGGAACUAAAAGAAAUUGAGGAUAGGAUCCUGCAGCGCCUUAGUAGUUCUGAAGGAAGCCCUGUUGAUGAUAUAGAUUUGAUUCAGACAUUGGCUGCAUCAAAAAUCAAAUCUCAAGAAAUUCAAGCUAAAGUGAUAACAGCCGAAAAAACAGAAAAAGAUAUUGAUCAGACAAGAAGUCAAUAUAUACCAGUAGCUGUGAACACCCAGAUUCUUUUCUUCUGUGUUGCUGAUAUGGCUAAUAUAGACCCUAUGUACCAGUACUCUUUAGAAUGGUUUAUUAAUAUUUAUCUUAAUGGUAUUGCUAAUGCUGAAAGGGCUGAUAAUAUAACACUAAGAAUAGAGAACAUCAAUAAAUUCUUCACCUUUAGUUUAUAUAGUAAUGUUUGUAGAAGUUUGUUUGAGAAACAUAAACUAUUGUUUGCUUUCUUACUCAGCUCUAGAAUUAGAAUGCAUAAAGGUUUGAUAGAUAUGAAUGAAUGGAGAUAUUUGAUAGCUGGUGGAACAAGUAAACCUAAAGAAUUAGAUAAUCCUUUCCCUGAUUGGAUCACAGAUAGAUCCUGGAAUGAUUUCCUCACAUUAGCAGCUUUACCUAAGUUUGAAAACUUUGCUGCAGAUUUCAAGAACCAUAUGGAAGGUUUUAAGAAAAUAUUUGACAGUGCAGAACCUCACCGAGAAGACCUCCCUGGUUCCUGGAAUACAGAACUGGAUGAUUUCCAGAAGAUAAUUGUAUUAAAAUGUCUUCGUCCCGAUAAAAUAACGAAUGCUAUGCAAGAUUAUGUUGCGAAAAAUCUAGGACAAAGGUUCAUUGAACCUCAGACUGCUGAUCUACAUUUAGUAUACAAAGAUUCAUCACCAACCACACCCCUUAUCUUCGUCUUAUCACAAGGUACAGAUCCGGCUGCAGAUUUAUAUAAAUUUGCUGAAGAAAUGAGAUUCGCAAAAAAACUCAAUGCCAUUUCACUUGGUCAAGGACAGGGUCCAAGAGCUGAAGCUUUGAUGAGAAGUGCCAUGGAGAGAGGUAAAUGGGUGUUCUUCCAGAAUUGUCAUCUAUCACCCAGUUGGAUGCCUUCAUUAGAAAGAUUGAUUGAACAGAUUGAUCUAGACAAGGUACAUCGUGAUUUCCGUCUGUGGUUAACCAGUAUGCCAAGUGAUAAAUUCCCGGUUUAUAUUCUACAAAAUGGUUCCAAAAUGACAGUGGAACCACCCAAAGGAAUCAAAGCCAAUUUAUUAAAAUCUUAUAGUGGCUUUAACGAUGAUUUCCUCAAUUCAUGUGGUGAAAGGACCCCUAUAUUUAAACAUCUACUACUAUCACUGUGUUUAUUCCAUGGUGUUAGUUUAGAAAGACGUAAAUUUGGAGCUCUAGGGUUUAAUAUACCCUAUGAGUUCACAGAUGGAGAUUUACGUAUCUGUGUUAGUCAGUUAAAGAUGUUCCUCAGUGAAUAUGAGGAUAUCGCUUAUAAGGUGUUGAUAUAUACUGCUGGUCAUAUUAAUUAUGGUGGACGUGUAACUGAUGACUGGGAUAGAAGAUGUUUGAUGAGUAUUUUACAGGAUUUUUAUGUACCUGAUGUACUUAGUGAAGAACAUGUUUAUUCUCCAUCAGGAAUAUAUAGACAAAUCAGUCCAUCUAUGGACCAUAACGGCUAUAUAGCUUAUAUAAAGAGUUUACCUAUUAACGAUACACCUGAAAUAUUUGGUCUACAUGAAAAUGCCAAUAUCACCUUUGCGCAAAAUGAAACAGUAUUUAACUUGACUGGUUUACUGCAGCUUCAACCUAAAACUGCAGCUGGUGGUGGAAAAUCUAGAGAAGAGGUUAUGGAAGAUGCUGCGAAAGCUAUAUUAGAACAAGUACCACAACCUAUAGAUAUCGCUAUUGUUAUGAAGAAAUAUCCUGUUUUAUAUGAACAAUCAAUGAAUACAGUGUUAACACAAGAAGUUAUCAGAUAUAAUCGUCUAUUAAAGACCAUACAUCAGAGUCUACAUGAUUUAUUAAAAGCAUUGAAAGGUUUGGUUGUCAUGUCUCAGGAAUUGGAGAAAAUGGCCAAUAGUUUGUUUAAUAAUGUUGUUCCAGAUAUGUGGUCUGGCAAGGCUUAUCCAUCACUGAAACCCCUUGCUUCAUGGGUUGUAGAUUUAGUAGCAAGGAUGAAAUUUAUCCAUAAUUGGAUUGAUGAUGGCAUACCUCCUGUGUUCUGGAUAUCAGGAUUUUUCUUCCCUCAAGCUUUCUUGACAGGAACCUUACAAAAUUAUGCUAGAAAGAUGAAGAUCUCUAUUGACACUAUCAGCUUUGAUUUUAAAGUUUUGACAGAGAAUGUCAGUGAUUUAAAGGAAACACCAGAACAUGGUUGUUAUAUAAAUGGUCUGUUUUUAGAGGGAGCUAGAUGGGAUUAUGACAAGGGAAUGUUAGCUGAGUCAAAAGCUAAAGAAUUAUAUACAGAUAUGCCAGCUUUAUGGUUAAUUCCAGCUGCUAAUCGUAAAGCACCUGAUUCUGGAAUCUAUGAAUGUCCUGUGUAUAAAACUCUUACAAGAGCUGGUACUCUUUCAACAACUGGUCACUCUACUAACUUUGUGUUUGCUGUAGAAAUACCAACAGAUGAAGCUCAAAAACACUGGAUAAAACGAGGUGUAGCCAUGCUGUGUGCUCUUAAUUAUUAAAUCUUAAUACAAACUACAUUAAUUAUUUAAGUAUUACUUUGUACCAGUAAAACUAAUGUCAGUUCAGCAUUCUAUUCAUGUCCUAAAUUAUUUUUUGAUGUAAAAAUUGUAAUUAAUUUAUACUUCCUUAUCCGGAUGUUUUUUUAGCAUAUAUCUUUAAGAUUGAAGUAUUUUCAAAUGUAAAUUACAGCAUUAUUUACAAAAAUUAGUACAGAGAGAAAUUUAUUAUGUUUUGGAUAUUCAGGUUUUAAUUCCAAUCAAAUUGUAUUCUUUUAGUUUUAAUAGUUCAAUUUACAUUACCACAAGUAUUAAAAUUAUCAAUUCCAUCCAUUUUUUUCAAUACAAACAAU